Molecule: messenger RNA, 3965 nt
Organism: Mus musculus (house mouse)
Lineage: Eukaryota; Metazoa; Chordata; Mammalia; Rodentia; Muridae
Gene: Exog
Product: exo/endonuclease G
Exons: 8
Coding region: 598-1284 (228 amino acids)
Cellular component (GO): protein-containing complex; mitochondrial inner membrane; mitochondrion
Molecular function (GO): metal ion binding; 5'-3' exonuclease activity; hydrolase activity
Source: RefSeq, marked validated
AGAGACAAAGUGCUGGCGCCCGCGAGUCAUGGCUGCAAAGAGCUUCGCUUCCCGUCUCAGGGACUCGCGGCGAUUUCUGAAUGGCUUCUUGGCCGGGGCUGUAGUGGGCGCCGCGGGAGCGGGGCUGACGGCGCUGCAGUUUUUCCGGCGUCCGGACGCGGAAUCCGCGAAGCUGGCGAGGCAGCCACACGGUGCAGCACAGUGCCUGGUACAGAAUUGGCCUUCAGAAUACCCGGAGGCCUGCUUCUCAGGUGUUUCUAGAUUCUGUCAAAUUGACAACAUCACAACAAGAAUGUUUGAAGGCGUUUCCGUAAAGAAUAUCUGCUACCCAGUCUUCCUAAAUCUGCAGAAGAAGCUGUCUUGGAACAGUUUGGGUUUCCUUUAGCUGGAACAGAGACGAGGCGUUACACUAACCACGCCCUGUCUUACGAUCAGGCAAAACGGGUGCCCAGAUGGGUUCUUGAGCAUAUAUCCAAGGACAAGAUCAUCGGUGACGCUGACAGAAAGCAUUGUAAAUUCAAGCCGGAUCCUUCUGUCCCUUCAGCCUUCAGCGCCCUCAAUGAAGACUAUAUCGGGAGUGGCUGGUCACGAGGCCACAUGGCCCCGGCAGGAAAUAACAAGUUUUCCAGUGAAGCCAUGGCAGAAACCUUUUACCUUUCUAAUAUCGUGCCUCAGAAUUUUGAUAAUAACUCCGGCUACUGGAACAGAAUAGAAAUGUAUUGUCGUGAGCUGACGGAGAGAUUUGAAGAUGUUUGGAUAGUAUCAGGACCUUUAACCUUACCUCAUACUAGGAAUGAUGGAACGAAAACAGUUAGUUACCAGGUGAUUGGUGAGGACAACGUGGCCGUCCCCUCGCACCUUUACAAGGUGAUCCUGGCUCGCAGAAGCCCGGAAUCUACGGAGCCGCUGGCGCUGGGGGCCUUUGUGGUGCCAAAUAAAGCCAUUGGGUUCCAGUCCCAGUUAUCCGAGUUCCAGGUGAGCCUCCAUGACCUGGAGAAGAUGUCAGGUCUGGUGUUUUUCCCCCGUCUGGAUAGAAGCAGGGACAUCCGGAAUAUUUGCUCUGUGGACACCUGCAAGCUCCUGGGUUUCCAGGAAUUCACUCUGUACCUGAGCACGAGGAAGAUUGAUGGAGCCCGGUCUGUGGCCAGACUGGAGAAGGUUCUGGAAGCUUUGAAGAGCUCAGGGGUGGAACCUGACGAUUACUUCCUGAGUCGCUAUGAGAAAAAGCUGGAGGAACUGAAGGCUAAGGAGCAAAAGGACGCCCAGCUGGAAAAGCAGUCCUAGUGUCUGUCUCGGUGUGCACUGAGCACCUGUGACCAACAGGUUUAUUUUCAAGAAAUGAUGGAAUUCUGACCAAAAUCCUCCAAAGACUCGGGGCUCAAAACUCAGUGUCGUCCUUCUCUGGGAUCCGAGGUGGCUGAGAUGGUUUUAAAACUCUGCUCUCACGUGCUCCUUCCCUCAUGACCCUGAAGUCCUCCCAUCUGUCUGUGUUGGAGAAUCCAGUGACUGUUCUUCCUCUGUGCAAACCCUGCUGUCCCAUCUUACCUGUGGGCAAGAUGAGGCUCAGAGAACUCUGUAUCUUUACCAUUGGUAUUCAACAGAAGUCAUCCAGGGUGCCUCAGAGUCAAGACAGAGUUAGAUGGAUGUAACUCAGUCCGUACCUGCAUCCACGGCUGUUUCUGGCACUACAGCCCUCCUGGUGAGAAGGGUGUGUCUCUUCUCGCAUCAUUUCUGUGGGAAAAAACAGUGGGUCUUGGAAAGAUGGAGAUGUUUUGUGGGUUUAACCAGAGACUGUGGUUCCCUCCAGGGAUCACAUGGUGCCAGAUAAGUAUGUUUCUUGCCUCAUUGGGGCCUUUCUAAAGGAGCCCAAGAAAGGUGUUUGCCAAGAGUCGCCGGGUACCUCUGGUCCUGCUGUCUGCUGGACCAGCACACCACAGGUAGGUAUAGCCUGGGCCCAAGGUCCGAACCAGCUCAUUGCCUGGGGAAAGAGCAGCUGCUGUCUGUGCUGACCUCCAGACUGGUUUAUACAGAUCUUGAGCUGUCCUGAGUCCAUGCGCACAGCCCAGAAGCUUCUGGGCAAAAGGACUCGUCUGAAUCUGCCACUCUGCCACUGUCCUCCAAGCAAUACGAGAGUGAUCUUUGUGGCAUUGUGUUUGCCUCCGAUAGAAAUGCAUGACUUUACAAUAAAGACAAGAAGGCUCUGGCUGACCCUCUUCUGCUCCUUCAUUUGGAGAAAAAGAAACUGUCAGGUGUAGGACACAGUGACGGAUUAGCUCCGUUCUGCGGUACCUUCCUCUUCCCCAUUAACUUGUGCCAGUCCUUCUGAGGAUAGAAAGCCAAAAUGUCACCAUGACCGAAAAAAAAAUCUGUUACUUUCUCUCCUCAGAAAAGAGGUGAUGGCGGGGCCUGAGUGUUUCUCCAGCAGCCCUGGGAAGGAGGCUGAGGCUCCUCCUGCCUGUGCCCCAGGUUCCCACCAUGUGUUUAUGCAGCCGAGCUCCUCCUCCUGUUGCCGUGCUCUCCUCUGCUGGCCUGGCUUGCUGCUGGCUUUGGAGUUGCUUCCCACACUCUCCCUACUCAGGAAGAAUCUUGUCUGUAUCAGAAAGUUUCUGUAGCCUGGGAUUUUAUUUCUUAUGGCAGAUGCUACCUGGCCAUUGUAAGACAGAAAUAAGAGCAAACCAAAAAGACAGCACGCCUGACUGCAUAUUUAUUUAUUUAUUUAUUGAAUCUGUAUUUCUUAUGAGUGUUUUGCCUGUUUGCAUCUGUGCAUACCACACGAGUGCCUGUUGCCCACAGAGGUUAGAAGAGCUCAUUGGAUACCCUGGAAAUGGAAUCCCAGAUGGUUCUGAGCCACCGUGUGAAUGCUGGAUUCUCUGCAGUUGAAUCGGGGUUCUCUGCAAGAGCAGCCAGUGCUCUUGAGCCCCGAUCUCAGAUUUUAUGUGUGAAAUAUCUAUUGACAUAUAACACUGAUCCUUGAAUUGUCCUGUGAACAUUUGCAUUAAGAGGACCCAAAACAAACACUUAAAAUGGCCCCUCAGUGUGACUGUCCGUUUUUCUGGAUUGCAGUGCAGCAGAUUCCUGGGCCAUACUUGAGUAUCAAAUGUGUCAGAGGCAGACGUUGUAGCCAGUCAAACCUGAGUGGGGUCACUGUCUGUUCGUCACCUCAGUGGGCUCCCUCAGGUUCUUGGGCUGAGCCUUCUGGGCCAUUCACCCUUCCAGUUCCUGGUCUGAAGAAAUGACCAGGCUGGGUUGGCUCUGCUGUGGGAAGUCCCUGUCUCGGGGAGGGAGAUUUAAUUCUUAAUCUUUCAUCAUUUCUAGUGAUGUCUUCAAGUUCUUUGGUCUUUGGACUAAGGCUGUUGGCCAAAGCUGAAUACAGCAAAAGCCUUACUGGAAGUUAGAGAGGUUAGGGAGAGGGAUGCGAGCCCCUGAACUGCGCUGCCAUUUCUGCUCUUACAUCUUAACCAGCAGAGACCUCUACCCUUCUCUUCGGCCUUUGACGAGUGCCCAGCAGGAGAGGCAGUCUGCUCUUGAGGGAAUGGCUUCCUGCAGAGCUGUGCUCAGUUUGCAGCCUGACACUGGCAUGAUCCUGUGUGCCUCCAUGUCACCUGUGCGCCCUGCCUCAUCUGAGAGGGUAUUGUUGAGCUCACUCCGUUUGUGGCAGACUUCCUGUUAACGGCUUGUGAGGGGUAGGAUGUGCCCUGCCAACUGCACCCACAGCCUGUGCACCUGUGAAAGCCCUGCAGUUCUUGGGAGAGGAGGCCUGACUGGUGGAAGUGGGUCAGUAGAAGCAGGCUUUGAAGGUUAACCCCCUCUCGCUUCGGGCCUGUGUGCUUUGCUUUCUGUCUGCCGCCAUAGAAACAUAUAAACCUCUGGAGACUGCUGUUCCUGUUGCCCUGCCUCCCAUACCAUAGUGGACUGGAAUCCCAGCGCUGUCGGAUCAAAUAAAUCCUUCCCGAAGUUGCUUCUGA